Brachypodium distachyon (stiff brome) is the source of this 1645-nucleotide messenger RNA. RefSeq names its product aspartyl protease family protein At5g10770. Gene Ontology annotation, molecular function: aspartic-type endopeptidase activity. The transcript has 2 exons. Lineage: Eukaryota; Viridiplantae; Streptophyta; Magnoliopsida; Poales; Poaceae. Gene Ontology annotation, biological process: proteolysis. The record is from RefSeq and is a predicted model, not a curated record. The coding region runs from base 19 to 1443 and encodes 474 amino acids.
CCCACCUACCGUACAACCAUGGCUUUCCCUCUGCUCCUGUGCGUCCUGGUAUGCAGCUACUGUUCAGUCGCACUUGGAGGCAACGAGCACGGGUUUGUAGUGGUGCCAACCAGCUCGUUCGUGCCAGCAGCAGCAUGCUCCACACCAAUUGGAGUUUCAGUUGGAAAUCCUGAUCCAACCCGUGCGUCGGUGCCCCUGGCACACCGACACGGGCCGUGCGCGCCCAAGGGUUCCAGUGCCACGGACAAGAAGAAGCCAUCUUUCGCCGAGAGGCUCCGCAGCGACCGAGCCCGCGCCGAUCACAUCCUACGGAAGGCCUCGGGCCGGCGCAUGAUGUCCGAAGGCGGCGGCGCCAGCAUCCCGACGUACCUGGGCGGCUUCGUGGACUCGCUGGAGUACGUGGUGACGCUGGGCAUCGGCACGCCGGCCGUGCAGCAGACGGUGCUCAUCGACACGGGAAGCGACCUCUCCUGGGUGCAGUGCAAGCCCUGCAACGCCAGCGACUGCUACCCGCAGAAGGACCCCUUAUUCGACCCGAGCAAGUCCUCCACGUUCGCCACGAUCCCCUGCGCGUCCGACGCGUGCAAGCAGCUCCCCGUCGACGGCUACGACAACGGCUGCACCAAUAACACCUCUGGAAUGCCUCCUCAAUGCGGCUACGCCAUCGAGUACGGUAACGGCGCGAUCACGGAGGGGGUGUACAGCACGGAGACGCUGGCACUGGGCUCGAGCGCCGUAGUGAAGAGCUUCCGCUUCGGGUGCGGCAGCGACCAGCACGGGCCCUACGACAAGUUCGACGGGCUCCUCGGGCUCGGGGGCGCGCCGGAGUCGCUCGUGUCGCAGACGGCAUCCGUCUACGGCGGCGCCUUCUCCUACUGCCUCCCGCCGCUCAACAGCGGCGCCGGGUUCCUCACCCUCGGCGCGCCCAACAGCACCAACAACAGCAAUUCCGGCUUCGUGUUCACCCCGAUGCACGCGUUCUCGCCGAAAAUCGCCACGUUCUACGUGGUGACGCUCACGGGGAUCAGCGUGGGCGGGAAAGCGCUGGACAUCCCGCCCGCCGUGUUCGCCAAGGGCAACAUCGUCGACUCGGGUACGGUCAUCACGGGGAUCCCGACUACAGCCUACAAGGCGCUGCGGACGGCGUUCAGGAGCGCCAUGGCUGAGUACCCGUUAUUGCCGCCCGCGGACAGCGCGCUCGACACGUGCUACAACUUCACGGGUCACGGCACUGUCACCGUGCCCAAGGUGGCUCUCACGUUCGUUGGUGGAGCAACCGUGGACCUCGACGUGCCGUCGGGGGUGCUCGUGGAAGACUGCCUCGCCUUCGCUGAUGCGGGUGACGGCAGUUUCGGGAUCAUCGGGAAUGUCAAUACGCGGACCAUCGAGGUGCUUUAUGAUUCUGGCAAGGGACACCUCGGGUUCAGGGCCGGUGCCUGCUGAUUGAUCCAAGUGUUCACCCCAUUCAACAGCUAGCAGAGACCAUAGCGCCGACUGACCUGAAUAACAAGGCGAGGAGACAAAAGGUUAUUUUUUGUUCUAUAGAUGGUGGCUUCGGUGGAUGAUCGGAAUUGUGUACCCCUUGUCAAAUCGACAAAAAAUGGUGUUUGAAUGUCGCAAAAUUCUAAAAAAAAAGAACAAAUGA